Molecule: messenger RNA, 1523 nt
Organism: Trifolium pratense (red clover)
Lineage: Eukaryota; Viridiplantae; Streptophyta; Magnoliopsida; Fabales; Fabaceae
Product: probable low-specificity L-threonine aldolase 1
Exons: 11
Coding region: 235-1350 (371 amino acids)
Biological process (GO): L-threonine catabolic process; glycine biosynthetic process
Cellular component (GO): cytosol
Molecular function (GO): L-allo-threonine aldolase activity
Source: RefSeq, a predicted model, not a curated record
ACGAUAAAAUUAAGAUGGUGAAAUACUUAUAAAAUGUGAAGGAAUGAGGAUAUGCUUAUCAUUAAGUUAAAAGUUUUAGAUAGACUAAAGUCACUCACACAAUUCCCUCUUCCAUUCUUUCUUUGUUUCCUUGUACUCUGCAUGUAGUUGAACUCUAAACUACACAUAUACAAAUACAAAUUAUAAUUACAGAUUACAGAAACAGCUAAAUCAACAAUCAAUCUCAUCAAAGAUAUGGCUCCUCCAAGUUUACAUGAUGAAACGGUGAAAGUUCUAGAGAAAAUGGUGACUAGAACGGUGGAUCUUCGAUCAGAUACGGUGACAAAGCCGACUGAAGCAAUGAGGGCUGCUAUGGCAACUGCUGAAGUUGAUGAUGAUGUUCUUGGUUAUGAUCCGACUGCUUUACGUCUAGAGACAGAGAUGGCGAAGAUAAUGGGAAAGGAAGCGGCUCUUUUUGUUCCAUCAGGGACGAUGGGGAACCUUAUUUGUGUACUUGUUCAUUGUGAUAUUAGGGGAAGUGAGGUUAUUCUUGGAGAUACUAGUCAUAUUAAUAUUUAUGAGAACGGUGGUAUUGCGACUAUUGGAGGUGUGCAUCCGAGACAGGUGAAAACUAAUGAUGAUGGAACCAUAGACGUUGAUUUGAUCGAGUCUGCUAUCAGAGAUCCUAGGGGGGAGCUAUUGUUUCCAACCACCAGGCUUAUUUGCCUUGAAAACAGUCAUGCAAACUCGGGUGGAAGGUGUCUCUCGGUUGAAUAUACGGAUAGAGUUGGAGAGGUUGCUAAGAAGUACGGACUGAAGCUUCACAUUGAUGGAGCCCGUAUUUUUAAUGCAUCAGCUGCACUUGGUGUUCCUGUGGAUAGGCUUGUUGAAGCAGCUGAUACGGUUUCAGUUUGCCUAUCUAAAGGUAUAGGUGCUCCAGUUGGAUCUAUUAUUGUUGGUUCCAAGAACUUCAUUACCAAGGCUAAGCGACUCCGGAAAACCUUAGGUGGUGGAAUGAGACAGAUUGGCAUCCUUUGUGCUGCUGCACUUGUUGCCUUAAAGGAAAAUGUUGGAAAGCUUGAAAGUGAUCACAAGAAAGCUAGAUUUUUGGCUGAUGGGUUGAAUGAAAUUAAAGGACUCAGAGUUAAUCCGUGCUCUGUGGAGACCAAUAUAAUAUUUAUUGACAUUGAAGCGGGUUCACGGACUACAGCAGAAAAGAUAUCCAAGUACUUGGAAGAACGCGGUAUCCUUGUGAUGCAAGAAAAGUCAUUAAGAUUGAGAGUGGUCCUCCACCACCAAAUAUCAGCAAGUGAUGUGCAGUACACCUUGUCAUGCUUUCAGCAAGCAUUACAAAUUGAAAAUGGCAACUAGUGGAAGAAUAACACUUUGCCUGUGUAUUAUUGGUUUAUCACAAGGGAAAUCCAAAUUCCAUUUGUCUUUGUUUAUUUUAUUUUAUUUUUUACUUUUGACUGUAACCGUUGUUUCUUGGCUUAUGGGUCAUUGUUAAUGUCCAAUCAUUAAUAAGAUGUUCAUCUUUUAUAUUA